CACCCACAUGAUAAAGAGCCCUGAUGGACUGACUAACACAUGAGAGUGAACAGCAUAUUCAGGAAGCAGCAGCCAUCGUCAUGGACACUGAAGGAUCAAAGAGUUUAAACGUUGACCUGGAGAAACUGUUCACCAAGCAAGAGAGGAUUGGGAAGGGGUCGUUUGGAGAGGUCUUUAAAGGCAUUGACAAUCACACGCAACAGAAGGUCGCUAUAAAGAUUAUUGACCUGGAGGAGGCUGAAGAUGAAGUGGAAGACAUCCAACAGGAGAUCACAGUCCUCAGCCAGUGUGACAGCCCCUUCAUCACUAAAUACUAUGGCUCUUAUCUGAAGGACACACAACUGUGGAUCAUCAUGGAAUAUUUAGCAGGGGGGUCUGCUCUGGAUUUGCUUGGACCUGGAGCUCUUGAUGAGUCCCAUAUCGCCACCAUCCUCAGAGAGAUCCUGAAAGGUCUGGAUUACCUGCACUCCAAAAAGAAAAUUCACAGAGAUAUUAAAGCCGCUAACGUCCUGUUGUCAGAGCAGGGUGAUGUGAAGCUAGCGGAUUUUGGUGUGGCCGGGCAGCUCACAGACACACAGAUCAAGAGGAACACGUUUGUGGGCACUCCAUUCUGGAUGGCACCAGAGGUCAUUAGACAGGCAGAUUAUGACUCAAAGGCAGAUAUCUGGUCAGUGGGCAUUACUGCCAUCGAGCUAGCAAAAGGAGAGCCACCCCACUCUGAUCUUCACCCCAUGAAGGUGUUAUUUCUCAUCCCUAAGGAAAACUCACCCACACUGGAGGGAAACUACAACAAAGCUCUCAAAGAAUUUGUAGAUGCCUGUCUCAAUAAAGACCCCAACUAUAGGCCAACAGCUAAAGAGCUUUUGAAACACAAAUUUAUAAUUCGAUAUGCCAAGAAGCCAUCAUUCCUGGUGGAUCUUAUCGACAAGUACAAGAGAUGGAAAGAAAAACAGGCCCGCAAUGAGUCAAGCUCUGAUUCUGAAUCAGAUGAUGAUGAAGCAUCUGGAGAGUCUGUGGCUGAUGACUGGAUCUUUGGCACUGUCAUAGGACAAGAGCCCACAGUGAAUCAGAAUGAAGUCGUAAUAAAAGAAGAACCACACAAAGAGGUGCCAGAGAGUACAAAGAAGCCUCCGCCCAAGAGCAAAGAGUCUAUGUCCUCUAUUAUUUUACCAUUGUUUGCAGAGCUAAAGCAGAAGCAAGGUGUUUAUAAGCCGGCGGUGUUAGAGGAGCUGAAGCAGGCCAUGCUCCUGGCUGAAGAGACAUGUCCCGAAAUCACUGACUCAAUGGUCACAGGGGUGGUACAGAGAUUAAAGAGGUUUUCAUCUCAACACUGACUGACUCUCGGUGCCUCUGCAUGAAGACUCUUUCUUCUGUGGGUGUCUGUAUUAUCUAUUUUGUGCUUUGUGUGUUUUAAUAUGGUGGAAUUGUGAAUAAGCCAUUUACAAUCCCAGUUACUUGGUGUCUGUACAUAAGUGUAGAAAAUGUGGAUUGGAUUUGUUUAAGGACCCCAUGGAAUCAUUUGAUAUUUUGUUUUCCUCAAUAAUUCUUGUAAGAGAAAGAUUGGAAACGUAAAAAUAAUAAUAAUAAUAAUAAUUGGUCAGCUCAGCCUUUAAAUGCAUCAAAGCUCAGCUAUCUCAAGGGGUCUGUGUAUAUCAAAACUUUUUUUUUUUUUUUUAAACAGAGCUGUAAUUUGUGUAAUAAUAAAAUCACUAUUGUGAUUUACAGUAUGGACACAAUUGUCCUUUUGCUAGCAUUGCUCUUAAAGAUGUUUGAAAAAAAAGGCUGUAAUAUUAAAAUCACUUAUCACUUUUUUUUGCCCUUUAACAUAUUUGUAAUUCGUUAAUGGUGAUUUAUUUUAUACCAUAUCUGUACAAGUUUUAUGCCUACUAAUUCUAUUCUAUGCUGUGGCUAGUCUCAGCUUAGUUUUUUUUUUUUUUUUAUCUUUAUUGUAGCACCAUGCUAACAUGCUCAUGAAGAUUAAUUUAGGAAGAGAGCCAUGGUUUUCAUUUGUAUGGUCAGUUUUUUUCUAUUUAACUCAUUUAUGAUUAUUAGA
Molecule: messenger RNA, 2053 nt
Organism: Carassius gibelio (silver crucian carp)
Lineage: Eukaryota; Metazoa; Chordata; Actinopteri; Cypriniformes; Cyprinidae
Product: serine/threonine-protein kinase 24-like
Exons: 11
Coding region: 81-1334 (417 amino acids)
Biological process (GO): protein phosphorylation
Molecular function (GO): ATP binding; protein kinase activity
Source: RefSeq, a predicted model, not a curated record